AGUAACGCAGUCAGAGAGACAACCUGUGAUCAGGUAUAGGACGCAGGUCUCAGCCACACACAUACACAGUGACAGGUCUCGCCCACUCUCAGUUCUUGGCAAGACAGCAGCGUGCAGGAUACACCCCACAGCUAUGAAAAAAAACUUGGCACAAAGGAGAUAAUAGUUCCGAGCAGUGCGACGAAGCAGAGUCUUAUCCCAGCUUUGGUGCUCGCUGUUGUCCCGGGUAACAGCUCGGAUGGUCCCAAUAUCAGAUUCCUGAGGCUCAGAUUGUGAGCUGACUAGAACUUGCAGAAAUUCCAUGUGCAGAUGACUCUGAGGAAACAGUAUGGAGACAGAAAUAUUUGUGUGCAUCCUGCUGUUUGUUUCAGGGUUUGUUGCUGAAGAACCGGACCUGAUCCACCAUGGAUGUACAGAUGGAGGAUGUUACCCAGCUACAGGAAAUCUCCUCAUUGGACGUUCCCAUAGCCUCAGUGCCACAUCCACCUGCGGGAUGGAGACCAGUCAGGACUACUGCAUCGUCAGUCACCUCUCGGAGUCAGAGAAAUGUUUUAUCUGUGACUCACGUGUCCCCUACGUAAAGGGAAGUCACAGAAUUCAAAAUGUCAUUGACCUGACCGCACCGGAUGGAGAAAAAACAUGGUGGCAGUCAGAGAAUGGUGUGGAGACAGUGAGUGUACGGCUGGAUCUAGAAGCGGAAUUCCAUUUUACUCAUCUUAUUAUGACGUUUAAGACGUUCCGGCCUGCUGCUAUGCUGAUAGAGCGGUCUGCAGAUUUUGGUCGCACCUGGAAGGUGUAUCGCUACUUCUCCUACAACUGCACCAAAAUGUUUCCCGGGGUUCCAGUCCAUGCUCUCCAGAACAUUGAUGACAUCAUUUGUGAUCAGCGAUAUUCAGAUAUCGAGCCUUCCACCGAAGGAGAGGUGAUUUUCAAAGUCCUUGACCCAGCUAUUAAAGUGGAAGAUCCCUACAGCUUGGAGAUUCAAGAACUUCUCCAAAUCACAAACCUGAGGAUCAACUUCACGAAGCUUCACACGCUCGGAGAUAACCUCUUGGAUCAGCGGCCUGAGGUCCUGCAGAAGUAUUAUUACUCCGUCUAUGAGCUGGUGGUGCGCGGCAGCUGUUUCUGCUACGGCCAUGCUUCCGAGUGCUCUCCGGUGGAGGGAAUAGAAGGAGGAGUUGAAGGAAUGAUACACGGACGAUGCGUGUGCAAGCACCACACGGUAGGCCUGAACUGUGAGCACUGCCGGGACUUUUACCACGACCAUCCGUGGCAGCCGGCCGAGCCCAACAACCCCCAUUCCUGCAAAGAAUGUAACUGUAACAACCACUCCAGAAAGUGCCACUUUGACAUGGCGGUGUUCCUCGCCACCGGCCGGGUGAGCGGGGGCGUGUGUGACGACUGCCAGCACAACACGAUGGGACGCAACUGCGAGCUGUGCCGCCCUUUCUACUACCUGAACCCCUGGUCAGAUAUCAGGGCGGAGGGGGCCUGUAUCCCCUGUGACUGCGACCCGGUCGGUUCUUUGGACGGUGGAGUCUGUGACAGCCACACCAACGUCAACCUGGGGAUGAUUGCUGGACAGUGUCGCUGCAAGGAGAACGUGAAGGGGGAACGCUGUGACAGCUGCAAGGAGAACUUCUACGGGCUCAGCCAAAAUGACCGCCUGGGUUGUCAGCCAUGCAGGUGUGACCCCCGGGGGAUCAUAGCCGGGAACACGCCGUGCGACCAGAUUAGCGGCGAUUGCUACUGUAAGCGCUUUGUGACAGGACGGUACUGUAACGAGUGCCUGCCAGAGUUUUGGGGUCUCAGUAAUGACAUCAUGGGGUGCCGCCCUUGUGACUGUGAUUUUGGAGGCGCCUAUAACAACAGGUGCUCCCUGGAAGACGGCCAGUGCGAGUGUCGCUCCAACAUCAUAAGUCGGCAAUGUGGGGACGUGCAGCCGGGCUACUUCUGUAUGCCCCUAGAUUUCUAUACGUAUGAAGCAGAGAACGCACGAGGCCUCUCCCCCACCGACCCACAAACGCCGGGCAAUGCCAAGCCUGAGGCAGGAACAGACUGUGUGGAAUACUACAACGCCAUCCAGAACGGGAAGAAAGCCAGGCUACGUCGCCAUCGGAGAACUAUCCGUGUUCUCCAGCAGAGGGCGCACCGCCGCCGAGCCCGCCAGCUGCAGCAAAAGCCGGACACUGAGGUAAUUCGACGCGAGCACUCGCCAGAUCACAUGAUCACCUGGACUGGGCCUGGCUUCGCCCGAGUCAGAGAUGGAGCUGGUCUGCUAUUUCACAUAGACAACAUCCCGUACCCCAUGGACUAUGACAUCAUGAUCCGAUAUGAGCCUGAGUCUGCUGAGGACUGGGAAGCCAUAGUCAGCGUGACAUCACAGAUAUUACCCAUGAGCCCGCGCUGCGGCAACGUGCUGCCCUUUGAGCAGAUGUACAGGGAAAAGCUGCCACACGCCGAGAGGUAUCUGGUCCUACCCAAGCCUUUCUGCUUUGAAACAAACAAUCAGUAUGAAAUCAGCAUCCGCUUCCAGCGCCUGGAAGCCACUAACCGCCAUCCGGGAGCCUUCAUCCUCAUCGACUCGCUGGUCCUGCUGCCAAAGUUCUCGGAGCUGCCUGGCUUCCAUGGCAACGACCCCGUCUCUGUGCAUCACCGAGAGGAAAUGGAAAACUACAGGUGUCUGGAGUCCUUCCAGAUGGCCACCAUGCCGAUGCUGGCAGAAAUGUGCAUUAAGCUGAUUUGCAGCAUCUCGGCCAUCAUCCACGACGGAGCUCUGCCUUGUCUCUGCAACCUGCAGGGAUCCCUCAGCGCAGUGUGUGAUAAAGUAGGAGGACAGUGUAUGUGCAAACCCAAUGUGAUUGGGCAGCGCUGUGACCAGUGUGCUCCCGGUACCUAUGGAUUUGGCCCAUAUGGAUGCAGCAAGUGUGACUGCCACCCUCAAGGUUCUACAUCCAGGUUCUGUAAUCCGGCAACGGGGCAGUGCCAGUGCCAAAGCAAUGUGGCUGGUAGACAAUGCGACCAGUGCUUGCCAGGUCAAUGGGGUUUCCCACACUGCAAGCCGUGCCAAUGCAACGGGCAUUCUGAAGAAUGUGACCCCAAGACCGGAGCCUGCCUCAGAUGCAGGGACUACACAAGCGGCCGGCACUGUGACAAGUGUCUGGACGGUUACUAUGGCGAUCCCAUUCUGGGUUCCGGCCAGCAGUGUCGCCCUUGUCCCUGUCCUGGGUAUCCUGGCACUGACAGCUACCAUGGCAGCUCUUGUUACGCUGACCGAGAGUCCAACCACAUCGUGUGUCUGUGUGCGCCGGGCUAUGGAGGAUCCCGGUGCGAUCGCUGCUCUCCUGGAUACUUUGGGAACCCGGACCAGGAUGGCGGAGAGUGCCGCCCUUGCCAGUGUAACAACAACAUUGACCCUAGCGACCCCGAGUCAUGUGACUCGCGCACCGGCAUGUGCCUGAAGUGCCUCUACAACACCGACGGGCACCACUGCGGAGAGUGCAAGGCCGGUUACUUUGGGAGCGCCGUGUUGCGCAACUGUCGCCGUUGUACGUGCAAUGAGUUAGGUACGCUGCAGUCCCACUGUACGAGAGACACCUGUUACUGUGACAGAGCGACCGGGCACUGCCCCUGCCGGGCAAACGUAGUCGGCAAGAACUGCGAUGAAUGCGCCGCCAACUUCUGGAACUUUGGGGCGGACUUAGGGUGCGAGCCGUGCGCUUGUGUCCCCUCCCAUUCCCUGAGGAAGGACUGCAAUGUGUACACAGGACAGUGUUACUGCCAGCCGGGCUUCGGCGGGAGGGUCUGCUCACAGUGCCAAGAAAAUUAUUGGGGUGACCCUCAGAGAAAGUGUGAAGCCUGUAACUGUGAUGUGUAUGGCUCUGAGAUACAGCAGUGUGAUCACCUGACCGGGAUGUGCCGCUGCCGGGAGGGUUUCACCGGGCGUGGCUGUGGCCAGUGUGCCCGAGGCUUCCAGGACAACUACCCCAGGUGUUCAGCCUGCCACCAGUGCUUCUAUCAGUGGGACGUCAUUAUCUCCCAGCUGCGGAACCAGCUUCAAGGGAUACAGAAGAGGGUGGCUGAUCUACAGGAUGGAGUGGAAGCUCCAGAGAUCAGCAACAGUCUCAUAAGAGAACUGGAAGACAAGCUGAGGAGCAUUAAGCAGCUCAUUGGAGAUGGAGGCAUUGAGGGCACCCGCAUGUUGGAGCAGAUGAACAAACUGGUAAACAAAAUAAGGACUGAGGUGGCGCAGCUCUCCUACCAGCUCCAUUCCCAGGAGAAGAAGAUGAACGACACUCUUGCCAAGGACAGGAAGCAGACGGACAGGCUGGGGAAACUGACCAUAGAGAUGAACCUGCUCAGUAGCACCGUGCAGUUACUCAGGACACAGAUAGAGGCCAUAGCAGCUUCAGGCUUCAAUGAGUCGUAUGGCAGCAUUGUGAGUUCUUACCUGGAAUCCAUAGACGCGGAGAGAAUAGCCAAUGGCUCUGUAUCUGGGCCUGAAAGCCCCAUCUUCCAUUCUAGAGAAACACGGUUGAAGACAGAGAAGCUUCUCAAGGACAAUCUGGACAGCUACCGAAGGAAUAUGACUGCUCAGAAGACCUCCCUGAGGGAGCUUCAGAAGAAGGCUAAGGAUCUUAAUGUCUUCAGAAUCAAUGAGAAGAUCUGUGGAGCCCCGGGAGACAAGCCCUGUGACCAGGCUGCGUGCGGUGGAGCCAACUGUAGGGAUGACCAAGGCCAGAGGAAGUGCGGUGGGGAAAACUGCAACGGAGCUGUCCCCAUCUCGACCAAGGCCCUUGUUUCUGCACAAAAUGUCAAAGUCGACUUGGACAACAUGGCCAACCAACUCAACGACAUCUCGCAGAAGAUUCAGGAGGUCCAGGGGAUCGCACAAGAAGUAAAAGUACAAAGUGGUGCCACGCUAAGCAAGGCCCAGGACGCCAAGCGUCGGAUAGAAGACUCCACAGAGAAACUCAGAGCGUUUAUUGGGAAAAUUAAAGAUUUCCUGACUGAGGAAGGAGCUGACCCGGAGAGCAUCGAGUUAGUGGCCAGGCAAGUGCUGAACAUCUCUCUUCCCGCCAGUCCCAGUGACAUUGCCAGACUCCUGGAGCAGAUGAAGGAGAGCAUCGGCAACCUCAGCGGGGUGGAUAUGAUCCUCAACACUACAUCUGAGGGCCUGGCUAGCGCCAGAGACCUUCUGGAACAAGCUGAGGAAGCCAAGAAUAAAGCUGACGGGGUGAGUGGGAACAUUGCAGAGGCCAAAGCACUGUUGGAUGAGGCCGGAGGUAAAGCAAGCUCGGCAGAGAAAGCACUAUCCAUUGCCAAGCAGAACCUCAACAGGCUGAAGAACAACGUGGAGAAGUCCAUGAACAAAAUGGCCGCUGUUGAGCAGAAGGAGAUGUCCAUCAUGAAUCGUUUGGGAAACUUGUCCAAGGCAGUGGAAGAUUUGGUGAAGAAAGUUGAUUCCAACAGGCAGUUGGCCAAUGACGCAAAUAAAAAGGCGAACCAGGCUGUUGCAACCACUGAUGGACUAGAUAAGGAGAUGGAUGAAGUUAAGAAGAAGUAUAAGGAGCUGAAGGAUAAGGUUGGGGGAGUGGACAGCUCAUCGGAAUCGGCCAUGCAAAAAGUGAAGAGGAUAAAAGAUGAAGCUCAGGACUUGCUAAAGAAAGCAACAGAUGCUAAAGAAAAGCUAGACAGUCUUGACGGCAAGUUCAAAGCGAAUGAAGAUGAAAUGAGGAUGAAGAUAAUGGAAUUGCUAGUCUUGGAGAAUAGAACUACAGAUCUGCUUCAAAUAAUCAGAGAAAAAGCAAAUAUAUAUUCGACUUGUUAGAACGAAUUUGUCUUUUCUGUGCCAUCAAAUCCCAGAAAUGUAAUAUCCUAAAUACUACACAAAGGCCAUGUUCACUAAAUGCUGCUUCCCUCAAAAUACCGUGCCCAGGACUUAAAAUAUAUUGAAUAAUUAGGAUUGACGAAUUGGCAAGGAGAGGUUCAACAUGAUCCCACCAAAUGGACCUGUCGUUCAUACAAACUCAAGUAGAGUUAUCAUUUACAAAUGGCGACAUUGAUAUGACGUCUCUGUAGAACAUUCAUGGAGAUUAUAUGGAUUUCAUUUUAUAGUUAAGUAUUCCGAAAGCCAAACUGUAGUAAUAGAUGCACAUUGCUGAGCCCAUAUCCCCGUUUCCCAAGGGAAAGGCGAUCAUCUUUUUUAAUGAUGGUCUGGAGAGACUUCUGUAUUCCCACUUGUCUGAGUCUCAUAUGCUUGGUAGGUACAAGGCUUUCCCUGCCGCCAAACAUAGAAUAUCUCACUAAUAAUGUGGUCAUCCCUUUAGACUGUCCACUAUGUUUUAUUAAUAAACGACGGCAUGGGUGUCUCCAUUCAUAUGUGUGACUAUAGGACUUUUAGUUUCCUAACCCCUACAGUAAGUCUCAGAAGGUCUAAACUACAGUUUAAUAAAUAAUGGAAUAUUCAUACAUACAUACAUACAUAAGAAAAUAAUGUAUCCAAAAGUAUUUUAUAACCGAAGCAGAAGAUCUGCUGUGUGUAUCCCAGGACAGGAUUAUUUUGUACAUAAAUAAAUUGCAAUGCCGUGACACUCCAGCCGCCGCUGAAAAACGUCAUCCUAUAACGUCUUCAGGAAACAGGGAGUUGUAUGGCAGCAAGGGAGAAGCUGCCGGGGCAUCUACUUGGGCCUUAAUCAUGAAUAAAUGACUUGUUGCAGCAUA
Messenger RNA from Pseudophryne corroboree (corroboree frog), 6723 nucleotides. Its product is annotated as laminin subunit beta-1-like. The transcript is spliced from 35 exons. Lineage: Eukaryota; Metazoa; Chordata; Amphibia; Anura; Myobatrachidae. Gene Ontology annotation, cellular component: laminin trimer. Bases 329 to 5830 code for a protein of 1833 amino acids. Gene Ontology annotation, biological process: tissue development; substrate adhesion-dependent cell spreading; cell migration. The record is from RefSeq and is a predicted model, not a curated record.